This is a messenger RNA of Durio zibethinus, 1166 nucleotides long. The record is from RefSeq and is a predicted model, not a curated record. NCBI's taxonomy places the organism in Eukaryota, Viridiplantae, Streptophyta, Magnoliopsida, Malvales, Malvaceae.
UUUGUAAACAUAUCGUUUACUGUUUUUUUCCAAUCCGUACAUGGAUAAGAAAGAACACUACAUUUUCCUUGAUAUAACGCAUCAACUUGAAAUUUCUAAUUUGUUUACGCGAACUUGAUGAGAAAAAAUUAACGCGGAACUGGAACUUGCGAAGAAACAAGUUGAAAGAGGCUAGCAUUGCUUGAGACGUCGGGCAGUGUGUAUAAAUGUGCAUAAAUUAAUACUCCCAUUCCUCCAUUAAGACUCCAACUUUCCUUUUUUUUAUUUGAAGCAGUCAAUUCUACCUCACAGACAGUUGAAACGCCAGCAAGAAUCAAUUAGAAAAGAUGCCGUCACUGCAAACGUUACGGGAUCUAGAUGACCACCCACAUCCGCUUAAGUUGAAAAAGAGCAAAGCUCCUUUCAUUUGCGAUGGUUGCAAAGUGGAAGGAUUUGGAUUUUGCUACCAAUGUACCGAAGGUUGCGAUUUCUUUUUCCAUAAGGAAUGUGGGAUUCGUCGGCCUCCAGCAUGCCAGAAAUUUUUCGAAGGAUGUGAGUUCAAAUUUCACAAGAAAAAUCCACUCGGAGGAGACAGAAUCUGCGACGUCUGUGCCUUGGAUAUACAAGGCUUCUUGUACCAAAGCACCUGUCGCAAAAAUCCCAAUGUUUUACAUCCCUGUUGCGCAAACCUUCCAAUGAUCAUCUCCCCACCUUAUACCGACAUGAAAAUAUACCUUUGUAAUAAGAUUAAAACAGAAUGCUUAAAAUGCGGAAGCAAGAAAAGAUCAGCAGACAAAGUCCAGGGUUUUUCCUAUGCUUCUUCGGAUGGUGAGUUCUGUUAUCAUGUAGCCUGCUUGAGAGAAGUCGGCGUUGAGAAUUGGAUAAAGAGCUAUUGUCAACCUGAUGUUAUUGCUGAUAAUGAGAACAAGCCCCUUUCCUUGAUAGAUCUUGCUCUGAAAAAAGUAGCUCCGGUAGGAAUGGGGGCCAAAGCUCGAAAGCAAUGAAGCGUUUCAAAAAGUUGAUCAUGUUUCUCAAGCUGGUCUUUUCAGCAGUAUUUGGAGACCCACUGACUUUAAUUUCUACUUUGGUCCAAAUUUAUCAAAAUUAAUAAUUAUAUAUUUGUUUGUGUGUGUGUGUGGGCUCUUAUCCAGGAACUUUGCUUUUUACUUUAUAUUUUUAUUGUUAUA